CCAGGUAGUUACUCUUCAGUUUUCCUGAAAUCCUCAAAUUAACAAAAUGUAAUGUUUUCAUCAACAACAUUUGGAAAUCUUUACAGCAUUAAGAUCCACUCGCUAAACAAACUUUCCCCCAAGACCAGCAUCCCGGUAAGCCACAACCCCCUCCUGUGGUCUUGGACUGAGAAAUCCACGGAAACAGAAGGAGGGGACGGUCACGUUCUAGCAGCCGCUGCUGCGGUGCCCGAGCCGGCUCUGGAGAGGGGCAGGUGUCCAAGACCAGGCGGGACCAGAUGGAGCCUCCCUCAACCAUUGUCAGCCCAAGAACCGCGGAGAGAGGCCUUCGCUCGUCAGAAAAAGCAGCGGUGAGCCACGGGUGGCCUAUGGGUGCCUAGCUGACCCGUGACAAAGGAGCCAUAAGGGCACACACAGCAGGAGGGCCCUCCUUGCACUGUGUGACCCUGGGGCAGCAGCAGUCCCUCUCUGGGCCUCAGGCGCCCCCAGUGGGAAAGAAAGGAGACAAUAGGGUCCAACCAGAAUAUUCCCUCGUUCCUCUCUCAGGGUGGGGUGGGGGCGUUUCCACGCCUUUCCCGGGCAGCCCCCUCCCCACGGCCACACCCUGCCUGGCCCUGCUGCCAGAGGCUCCCAGUGGGCCGGGAGAGCAGAUAAACAAGUGAGGGGAAUGGUGAGCAGGCAAGUCCGGGCCCUGGCUCCCCUGAGCCCCUGGCUGGGCUCCCGGGGCGGGGUGGGGGGGCAGGCCAGGCCUUUGUCUGGCUUUUCUAAAGCAGAGGACACGGGGUGUCUCGCUUUCCCAGGGAGGGAGGGAGGCGGCUCCCACCCAGCUGAGGGUGUGGUGGGUCACGGGUGAAUCCCCGGAGGAAAGUUGCCGGCUUAGAAAACACACCCAGUGGGAGCGACCAGUUGGGCCAGGCUGGCUGGACCUCCAGAAAGCGACCUCGGUCCUCUGGCUGGGGCCCAGAGCAGGGCAGCUGCUGGCCCUGUCCCAAAGUGGGCAGGUGGGGUGACCCCAGGAGGUGCCUCCUGGCCCCUUGCCCAUGCAAACACACCCCACAGGCUCAGGGUGCCCACCUGUGGGAGUGAGGGGUGGGUGGGGGUCACCCGCACACUGGGAAGGGGGACCAUGUGCCUGAAGGACCACGCACCCUCACCCGGCACCUGCUGUGUACAAGACCCCCUGCCAGCAGCUCCUUCCCUGACCCCACAUGGGCCCAGGUCACCCACUCGGCAUGCAGGGCUCCCAGGAUUUCAGCGGGGGCGCAGACUCUUGUAGCUACACCAUUUGGAGCUCCAUCUUGGAGACACUUUCCCUGGGAGAGGAUCAGACACAAGCUCCCAGCGCCUGGUCCCCUCCUGUCUUGGAGAGCAGCCUGGGGAGAAGCCCCCUGCCUCCAGCGGCUCCUGGGGGGCCCGGAUCAUUGGGGGCCGAGAGGUGGUCCCCCACUCCCGGCCCUACAUGGCGUCCCUGCGCUUCGGUGGCCAGCACCACUGCGGGGGCUUCCUGCUCCGCGCGCACUGGGUGGUCUCCGCCGCCCACUGCCUCACCCACAGGUCACUGCAGCGAUGGGCAGCCCCAGUCCCACACGCCCUCCCUCCCUGCAGAGACCCCCGGACGGGCCUGGUGGUGCUGGGGUCCCACGCCCUGAGCGCCGCGGAGCCCACGCAGCAGGUGUUCGGCAUCGCGGCUGUGGUCAGGCACCCCGACUACCACCCCACGACCCACGCCAACGACAUCUGUCUGCUGCGGCUGAACAGCUCUGCUGUCCUGGGCCCUGCUGUGGGGCUGCUGGCGUUGCCUCGGCGAGGCACCAGGCCACCCAAGGCUGGGACACGGUGCCGGGUGGCUGGAUGGGGCUUCGUGUCGGACUUCGAGGAACUGCCACCUGGGCUGAUGGAGGCUGAGGUCCGAGUGCUGGGCCUGGAGAUCUGCAACAGCUCCUGGAAGGGCCAGCUGAGCCCUGCUAUGCUCUGUACCCACAGUGGGGACCGCCAGAGGCGGGGCUUCUGCUCGGCAGACUCCGGGGGUCCCCUGGUGUGCAGGAACCGGGCCCAUGGCCUUGUCUCCUUCUCGGGCCUCUGGUGCGGCGACCCCAAGACCCCUGAUGUGUACACGCAGGUGUCUGCCUUUGUGGCCUGGAUCUGGGACGUGGUUCAGCGAGGCAGCCCCCAGCCCAGCCCUGUGCCUGGGACCUCCAGGCCCCCAGCAGGAGAUGCCUGAACCACAGACCCACUGAGUAUACAGGCCUGGAACAUUCCACGGCUGCUGCGACAGGGGGUCCGUGGGGAAGCCUGGGGUGCGGGGUUCGGGUGGGCUGAAUGGAACCCAGUAAAAUGUUGACUGACCAACCAGA
Messenger RNA from Microcebus murinus (gray mouse lemur), 2354 nucleotides. NCBI's taxonomy places the organism in Eukaryota, Metazoa, Chordata, Mammalia, Primates, Cheirogaleidae. The record is from RefSeq and is a predicted model, not a curated record.